Westerdykella ornata is the source of this 873-nucleotide messenger RNA. RefSeq lists its product as uncharacterized. The record is from RefSeq and is a predicted model, not a curated record. The transcript has a single exon. NCBI's taxonomy places the organism in Eukaryota, Fungi, Ascomycota, Dothideomycetes, Pleosporales, Sporormiaceae. Bases 270 to 734 code for a protein of 154 amino acids.
GCCAAAUUGGCCAAGGAUGCCAAAAAGAAGGGUGAAGAGCCCCAAGAGGAAGAGGAAGAGGAAGAGGAGGUAGAAGAAGAGGAGGAGGAGGAAGAGGAGGCUGAAAAUGGAGAGGAGGAGGGCAGCGAGGGAGAGGAGGCCAAAGCUACCAAGAAGAAGGCCGCUCCUGCGAAGGAACAAAAGGUGUCAGGUAGCAAGAAGGAGGCUGCCAAGGUUACCGCAGAUGACGAUGAUGAUGAGGAGUAGCGGUCGGUCGAUGGGACUGACGUAUGCGCUCCGAGUAUGAACACUUCAGUUGGUGUCGCUAUUUCCCUGGGCAUCUCAUGCCGCUGUUUCUACAUGCUAUAAACAGUCUGGAGCGUCCAAUGCAGGCUCAUGUCAUAGCGCGGAGCAGAUCACUGUGCAACUCUCGCCUCCGCCUCCUCUCUUCACCCUCUGCUCAGUUGUGGUGGUCGCUGUCUUCGCAUCUGUUUCUCUGGUUGGCCCAUGCCGUAAUCCUGCCAGUCUUAUUGACAAGAACAAAAACAGCGCGCCAUGAUCAUGGCUGUGACUUUGUGAUGCGUUUAGAAGCGCUGCGAUGUUGUUUCCUUUUGGUCUUCACUGGUUUGAAUUCAAGAAUAUUAUGGAUAUUCCGACACGGUGCAAGACAUGAGAAUCGAACACGAGAUAAAGACCGUGGAAGUGAAUCAGAGAAUAUCCUGGUAAGAUUGCCCACGCAGUAUUCAGUAACGUAGAGCCGGCAAUGGCUUCAGAGUAUUGUCGAACUUGGAGCUCAUCACUCACUUCUGGCUCUUCAGUCAACCUCAGCUCAACACUUCGCUGCUGCACAACCAGUAACGAGCCUUAUGCAAUCUCAUGCGCCAAGGGUAAACG